Zootermopsis nevadensis is the source of this 6206-nucleotide messenger RNA. RefSeq lists its product as uncharacterized. NCBI's taxonomy places the organism in Eukaryota, Metazoa, Arthropoda, Insecta, Blattodea, Termopsidae. The record is from RefSeq and is a predicted model, not a curated record.
AUUUUGUGGAAUUUGAAGGUUCGUUACUGUGUUCACAAGAACCUACAGGGCCCUGUGUAGCUUUCAUAGAAUGCUGAUCUCUUGUGAGUUAUUAGUCCCUUCCCCAAUCAUCAGACUAAGGGGUUACUCUUUGUCAGCUGUUGGCUAUUGCUUUUACAAUUUUUUUCCAGUUGCCCUGCAUGGAUGGAAGUCACCACUGCCAUUCAUAGGCUGAGGACAAGCCGUGUGGUGGUGACAAAGGGACCACUUUUUGAUGUUUCAUGCCCUAUUUUGGUUCUGUUUAUCAGAAUAUUUCGUGAUAGUAGACAAAAAUAAAUACUACCAACUAAAUUUUGAAAUUAACUGUGCUGUAAUGAUGAGUAUCUUAGGUGGAUAAUCUCGGAAGAGUUCGAAUGUUUAUCAGCAGGUGGCACAGUAAACAAAGUUAACUUCUUUGGUAAUUUUAAAGCCAGGACCGGCAAUUAUUUGUGUAUGGUGUUUUUUUCUUUGUGUUGGUAUAGAAGUUUGAAAAAUGGCCACAAAAUAACAGGUGUGUUGUCAUCGAAAUGUGUGGAACUUACGCAGUAUAUUUCUCUGGAACUUUCCAUUGUGUUCGAGAUUAUACUGAAGUAUAUGGAUUGGAGUGUGUUCCUGCCCAACUCAGCGAGAUGAGCACCGAGGAAAUUUCGAGCAACGGUGAUAGUCCAAUGACAGAAGUUGAUGAGCUCAAGAAAAACUUCAGAGCUGUUCAGGAAGAAAAUUACAAGUUGCAAGCAGUAAUUACAGAUGUUACGGAGGUGAACAAGCGUUGGCAAAAAUACAACAAUGACAGGCAGAUGUACGUCCAGCGUCUUCUGUCCACCAUACAGGAGCAGCAGGAACAGAUGAAUAAGAUCGUUGAAUGCAGAGCAUUUCCAUCCGUGCAGCAGGUAACGCCAGGCCAUCACAAGACUUUGGAAGACGUGCAAGCCGAGAACGCGUCCCUGAAGGAGGAACUUGAAAAACUACAGAAGCAGUUGGAACGGCUGGAGCAGGAGCACCGGGAACACGUGGAAGUACUGGAAUUUCAAGUGAAGGCGCACCGUGACGACUGGGAGGCAGAGCGCAGCGAGAAACAGCAAGCGUUACAUGACAAGGCUGCGUUGGAGCGCCUGGUGAAGGAGUUGAAGAGGGAUGUCCACAGUUUGAAACUCAAGCUGAGGGAAGGGCGACCGCACAAGCAGCUUGUCCACUGCGUUCACUGUUGCGCCGCCUACGCGUGCGAAGCCGGCCAUUGCGGCGCUGCAACAGCUGGCAGCCACUGUCACAGGGAAAACCCAAAAACCUACAGAACUUCGGUACAUCUUCCUUGCGCUUCUGGUCACCUCCUGUCCAGAGGAACAACCGUGUAUUUUGGUGAUGACCUUGUGACUGAUGGUGAUGAAGCGGUUGGUGAUGACUUAGAGAAAACUGCAGUAUCUCGUGGUGAGAUGCCGAGGUCCAGAUCUUCGUCUGUGGACGAGUCUCCUCCGCCUUUGUCACUUAAUGAGGACGUUCAGGAGGAAAUAAUGCACAGAACAAAGUCAGAUGGCAACAACAAUCUAUCCCAUACAGUUAAAGUAGCAAGCUCCUGUGCUGAAAUAGUAGAAGGAAGAGAGAAAGCUUUGGAGCUUAACAUUGCUCCUGAGGACGACUCGGGGCACGAGUACAGGUACUCCGUAUUACACGUCUCCCCUGCCAAUAGUGGCAGCAACCUUACGGCAGAUGAUAAGUCAAUGGAUUCUUCAGCCAGUGGUGUGACCAUUGGCUUUAGCGCCAGUGGUUUGGCUGCCGUCACGUCCUUCUCGCAGAGAUCGGUUGUCAAGUCGUCGUCCUUGCCGAUAUCUGAGAAGAUACAGUUUGGUAGCGAGAUUGAGGAGAAUCCAGCGAUUUCCCAAUGGUCUCUUGAUUCAGGUUUGUCCUCAGUGGUAGGUCCACCAGUGACCUACAAUUUCACAAAAGAUGUUUUUGAAGAGAAGAAGUCGUUCAAGACGUUAUCAUCUGGAAAUCUGACGAAAUCAGAGAGUAACGUUACCACGUCAAACGUUCGAAAAGGUUCGGUCCCGUGGAAGGCAAGAUACUCUGAGGAGGGAGUUGCGACCCAGACUCAGGAGGACGUAAUCUGCCCGGGUUGUGGGCAGGUAUUUCCUCCGAGACUCCAUCUCAAGUUCCUAGAUCACUUUGAGGUUUGUCAGAAGAACAUGAAGGACUCCUCAAAAAGAAGCCACAAACUGACAAACUUAUAGCGAUGGAAAUUACUAGGCUUACUGAAAGAGUAUUUGUGUAGACUUCAUAACCAUCGUUGUUCAUAAUGGCUGAGGAAAUGUAAAUAAUAAUAAUUCCUGUGUAAGCCCUCAUACUCCGAAUCCUUUCCCACUUCUUAUUUCUUUAUUCUUUCCCUUGUGAAAUAAUUAUCACUCGGUGAAAUGUCUUAUGUAUCUCGCACAGUCUACCAGUAGUUUUAUUUAUUAAUUAAUAUUGCCGAGUGCACUUUGGUAUUUUGUAUGGUCUCUGCUCUGAGAGUCAGGAUGGUAGUGUUUCAGGAAUUAUACAGGGUAAAGUAGCUUUCAUCUUACUGCACAAAAGAAUUAGGAUGGUCCUAAGAAAAUAGUAGUUGAAAUAAUAAUUUAACAGUUUUGACUAAAAAUGGUAUUCUUCUUCUGUGGCUCUCCGGUCCGUAUUCGGUCCAUGGCCUCCUCAAUUCUCCUCUUCCAUUCGGUCCUCUGUUAGGUCCGUCUGUCCAAGGCUUUGAUCGAGGCUUCGAAACAUCUUCCUUUUUACGGUGUAAGGUUGUUAGCCUUGCGGCCAACCCCCAACCUGGAGGACCAGGGUACCUCUCCCCCUCGACCAAUCUGUCUAGGGAGACUACUGCCAGCAUAGACUAAAAGGUAUUGGCAAAGUGAAUUUUAAGGUUAAGUGAAGUUUAAGUUUGUGUUUAGUGACAGAUUUUUUUGUUCCGCGUAAGAUUAAUUUCCUUUCGUAAGAAGUGAUACGAUACUCCCUUAAAUGUCUUUAAACACUAUUUAUAUUUGUAUAUUUAAAAUGGUUUAUUUUUUUAGAUGGAAAUGUUUGGUUAGUGGACACUGUAUGCAUAAUGUUUGUAUAUUAACUUUAGUAUUGACCAAUUUUUGACUGGUAGGAAAGAAUGCCUGAAGGUUUGUACACAUUUAAAAAAAAUUCUAUGGGAUCAUGUUUUCUCAUAACAUGUAAGUCAAGCUUUGCAAUUAAGGGGUAUCUAUUUUAUGACAGGAUAUUAUUGGCAUUUUUAUUUAUCGUUGUAAAGAAUUGAUUAGUGAAAUUCUAUUGACCCAAACUAUAUUUGGCAGCUGCUUGAAGUAUUUUCUUGUGCCACAGUUUCCAGUACUCAUUCUAUAUUUACAUGUGCAUAAUAGUUUCAUUUGUCUCUUAUUUUGUAUAUUUGAAUAAUUGUUUUUAGUUAAUGUUUUAUAUAAUUGCAAUUAGUCCUGCGCCGUAGCCACGCUGUCUGAGGCAUCAUGCUUCGGAUGUGCGCCGGUUCAAGUCUCGGGGAAAAGAAAUUUCUCAUGAGAUUUCCGACCGGUGUAUGGGACCGGUGCCAACCCAGCAUCGUGAGGAAAUUGGGGAUUUACAAUGGGUAGCGUAAUCCGGUCAUCGAAACUAGCAAUGUCUGGGGGUUCGUUGUGCUGACCACGCGUCAUCCUGUAUCUGGUUGGAUGAUCGUUCACCUCUGCUUGGGCAUGUGAACUUGAGGCCGGCAGCCAGCUAGUCGGCUUUGGCUCUCAGAGGGCUGUUACGCCACGGAUUAUAAGAUUUUAUAAUUUCAAUUUGUAACGUUUUACAAAAUUCAGUACUUUCUAGCACUUUACGAAUUCAUAAUUACUAAGCGAAGAAAUGUUAACAUUUGUAUUGUAUUUACUGUAAUGUGAAGAUGCCUUAGCCUGGUGUCAUAUCGUAGGCUUCGUACAACCCGAACCACAUACCUGAAUUUCUUUGUCUAUAACUACGAGGGGUUAGAUGAGAUUCUAGUCGUAUGCAAGUUCUCACUUAUCUCCUUGGGAAUGAAACCAAUAAUAAAUUAGUGACAGAGCUAGAAUAGAAGUUGUUAUAUGUCUGGAAGUGAAAGAAGUUUUUUAAGAAAUAUAUCAACUUACAUCAAAAAAACAUAUCAUUCUGGAUACUUUUUGGUCCCAGUCUGGAAUUAAUUUGUCAAAAAAAUCUCUUUCACAGUAUGAAAGAUAUGCCAUUUCUCUUCUAUACAAUUGACUGUUCAAAUUAUAAGCAGAUGGUAUAUUUUUUGCCUGUUUGUACGAGAUAUUAUUAAGACAUUUAUCUGAUAAUCUGGAUUUAGCAUUCACUGUCUCACUGUAAUAUGUAUUCACGUGUGUGUACACGCAGUGACCAAAAUUUUAAGAAACUCUUAUUCUUCUGUUGGCUGUUCAUAUACCGAAAACACUCCUUUGUUUUGAACAAAUUCUUACGUCUCUAAGCCUGCUUCAUAAUCACAUAGACCAUCGUUGCUGUACUCUAUACCUUUUCAAAAUUCAUGUCUCUUGGACAGAGAAAGUAGUUCUCGUGGAAUGUAUUACAUUAUGCGAAGGAAGUAGUAUUUUUAAAUAUGUUCAGAAGAUUUUGAAGAGUGGCUUGAUCUAUACACACUUUGAAUUUCCGUGGACUUGUUUAACAGAGAUUUAAUACAUAUUUGCGAAUGUCAGCCUUUUGGGAUUUAAUGCGUUGUAGUCCUAUAGGUAUGCAACAAAUAUCAGAGGAAUGUACUCCUGUCUUCCUCUGAAAUGUUGGUAUCUACCUACACGUCCUGGCGUCACAACCCAGAAGAGCAGCAUCAGCAUCUUCAUGACAAUUUCAAAUCUCGCAUACAUAAUUGGCUACUUGACUUCGUAUUGUCUGAAAUAACUUAUUAUAUGUCAUGUCACUGUGUGCGCAGUCUCCGGCAGUACCGACGUGCUGUUGUCCGAUUUGAGUGCAGUCUUAAUUCUGUCGGUGUGGCUGAUAUUGAUGGAAUCAACACUCCUCAUACUUUUAAAGUCUUUCAUAAUUGUAGCAUAUAACAAAUAAAUAGGUGUAUUAACUUAUUGACUGAUGUUGUUAAAUAUCUGUUGUGACUUUUAAUUACUGUGAUGUAAAGAAAUUUAUUCUUUACAUUUAGUAAGCAUUUUAUUAUUAAUUUAGUUGGAACUGUGAGAAGCAGAACUGAGUCUAAAGACGCAUUCGCCAUAUCUUCAGAAAUUAUUGUACGGCUCUUGGCUUCAGACUGGGUACUGAUUAAAAGGGAACCUUAAAUAUUGUUGAUUAUUGUGACGAAUGAAAGUUUAUUUACCAUUGCAUGAAGUCCGAUGGGAGAUGUGGACAGAAUUUUAUUUUUAUGACUACUCGUGAAAGGUGCGAGCUGGAAAAUCUGUUCAAAGAAGGAAGCAGGCAUUGCAGAGGAGAAGGUGGAUGAGAACACAGAAACAGAUAGAAAAAUUGACUGUGGGGCUGAUGUGGUAUGGAGGCGUGGCAGAAGAAAAAGUGAAAGGGGAAACAGCAGGUUGAAGCUUAGAUGGUUUGAGAUGGCGUAAGUUGAAAGAAAUGAGAGAGAGAGAGAGAGAGAAUGGUGUGACUGAUAAAUUAAGAGUAAAUUAAUGUGAGGGAAGUAUGGUUGGAGGUGAUGCGGUAAGUUGUAACUAGUAAGAGGAAACUGGUAGCAUUAAGAAAGGGAAUUGGGAUGAUUAAAAUAAAUGCACACAUUUGAAGUGAUUGAACGUGUUUACCUUGAAUUGCCUCUUUACAUAUAAGCGUGCCAGUGGGCACCCUCGUGCAUCAGGAGGGCUAUCCAAACCGAAUAAUGAGCCCAUAUUGGCCAUUACUGUUGAGCAAAGAAUCAUCAUUGUGUAGUGUAAAUGCUAGACAGGAAUUGUAUGUGGCAAUAAUGAGAAUUAUAUUCAGUAUAAGUUUAAUUGAAUGUGGAAUACUUUUGUUUUUAGAGAGACUGUUACGUUCAGUCCCUCUGUGUUAUAUUAAUUUUCUCUAGUACAUGAAAUAAUUACUCAUUAGUAAUAUUGAAGCAUGUGUAUAAUAAUUUAUUUUGUCCUGUUUAUAUGUGUAUUUUCCUGUGACAAUUGGGGAGAAACCUGCAUUAAUUAAUUCAAGAUACUUUCUUGACUCUGAAACUAUUCAGGUAAUUAUUAACAUAUUUUUGACACAAGGAACAAAUAAACCAGUCUUCCCAUCUA